Brienomyrus brachyistius is the source of this 1464-nucleotide messenger RNA. Its product is annotated as olfactory receptor 52E8-like. The transcript is spliced from 2 exons. Gene Ontology annotation, biological process: G protein-coupled receptor signaling pathway. Gene Ontology annotation, cellular component: membrane. Gene Ontology annotation, molecular function: olfactory receptor activity; G protein-coupled receptor activity. The coding region runs from base 165 to 1112 and encodes 315 amino acids. The record is from RefSeq and is a predicted model, not a curated record. Lineage: Eukaryota; Metazoa; Chordata; Actinopteri; Osteoglossiformes; Mormyridae.
UGGGGCAGUGGAUUUAAGGAGCCGGGGGCAGGAAGAGGUGGAGUGCAGAGCAUCAGAAGCAGAGGAAAGUCCUACCAGCCACCGACUCCGCCUGGACCCCCCUGCGGCUUCUACAAGAGAUUACAGCACAAAUAUAAAGUGGCUCUGAAGGUAGCAGACCAUCCAUGAAAAUGCAGGAAAACCCAGACAGAAACACCACCUACACAGACUUCAUCUUAGUCGGUUUCUCUGGACCUCAGGAGUGGCGACAACUGCUCUUCAUCCCUUUUCUACUCAUAUUCUUAAUUGCAGUUUCUGCAAACUUAUUUCUGAUCUUUAUAAUUCUGUCACAGAGGUCCCUGCACUCCCCCAUGUACCUCCUAAUAUGUGCAAUGGCCUUUGUAGAUCUCUCUAUACCAAUUUUCUUUGUUCCAAAACUGCUAAUCAGUUUACUGUACAAUCUGAGACACAUCUCUCUGCUGGGUUGUCUAGCACAAAUGUUCUUUAUGCAUUUUUUUGGUGGCUUCCAAUCAACAGUUUUGCUGUGGAUGGCUGUGGAUCGUUACUAUGCAAUCUGUACUCCUCUCCGCUAUAAUGACUACAUGGCUUUCUCUGCGUUCCUUAAGUUCAUAAUUAUUCCCGUGCUGAGAAAUGCUGUUUUGAUUUUAAGUGUAGUCAGUCUGGCUGGCUCUCUGUCCUUCUGCCAGCAUGAGAUCGACCACUGUUUCUGUGAGCACAUGGCGUUGGUCACGCUGGCCUGUGGGACCAUACGCAUGAAUAACAUUGUAGGACUGAUGACUGUUUUCUGCGUCCCAAUGGCUGAUUUUCUGUUAAUCACUGCAUCUUAUGUUAGAAUAUUUUUCUCAGUGUUUAAGUCGGGGAAGUCCAGCCGAAAGGCUCUCAGCACCUGCGUAACUCAUAUUAUUGUCAUAUUUGCAACUUUAAUUUUAGCUUUAACUGCUUUUCUUUCCUACAGGAUAAAUUACAACAUGUCAUCUAACAGCCAUUCUGUAAUCAGUAUGAUGUAUGUACUUUUCCCCAGUUGUUUCAACCCGAUAAUUUAUGGUGUCAGAACAAAGGAAAUUAAACAACAAGUAAUGAAAACUCUGAACUGUGGAAAAGUGGUCCCUUAACACCGAACGAAAAUGCAGGAAAAAUUAUCGAUAUAUUAAUAUCUUAAAAAUGAAAAGUAUUACGUAAACAAAAAAAUUGAACAUGCUUUUUAUUUAAAGGCUAGUGACUUCUCUGGGACGGGGCUCCUGGAGGCCAGUCUGCAACACAGUUUGUAGAUUUCCCUGUUUAAAUACAUUUACUAAACCUGGAAAUUAGCUUAUAAGCUAAAUAAGGUGCGUUUGAGCAGGGAAAUCUAGAAACUGUGUCGCAGGCUGGUCCACCAGGACUGGAAUUGGGGAGUCCUGUUUUAGGAAAAUGCUAUUUCCUUAUGAUUGUAAUUACAUGUAUGUUAUCAUAUAUGUAAUAUUAAUA